Messenger RNA from Quercus robur (English oak), 985 nucleotides. RefSeq lists its product as uncharacterized. The transcript has 2 exons. NCBI's taxonomy places the organism in Eukaryota, Viridiplantae, Streptophyta, Magnoliopsida, Fagales, Fagaceae. Gene Ontology annotation, molecular function: phosphatidic acid transfer activity. Gene Ontology annotation, cellular component: mitochondrial intermembrane space. Bases 194 to 757 code for a protein of 187 amino acids. The record is from RefSeq and is a predicted model, not a curated record. Gene Ontology annotation, biological process: phospholipid transport.
UUUGUUGACUUGUUGACUUUUUAUUUUUGCCUUUUUUCGGUGAGGAAGACAUGCUCAGCAUAUUCUUAACAUUCCAUCUCACUAUUUAGUUCUUCUCUGUCUCUCUCUGAGAUCUCAAUGAUUUCUCUUCAAUCUUUGCAGCUUCGAGACCCUUAUUACUAUUGUCAGGCUGAGGGCAAAAUAAAAAUACGAAAUGGUUAAAUCAUACACGCAUGAGUACAUUUACAAGCACCCAUGGGAGCGGGUAACUUCUGCAUCUUGGCGCAAGUUUACUGACAAUGAGAACAGGCAUCUCUUAAACCAUAUCCUUGAAGUUGACACACUGAGCUGCAAGCUUGACCCGCUAUCUCAGAGGCUUUUUAUCACUCGUGCAGUCACUACCCAUUUUCCUGGACCAUGGUUCAUACGCAAAAUUGUUGGUCAGGACAUCUGCCACUGUAUUGAAUCAACAAUCGUUGAUGCACAGUCACGGUCAAUGCAGCUCACUUCUCGAAAUUUCAGUCAUCAGAAGUUCGUAGAAGUGGAGGAGAAGAUCCGAUAUGAACCCCACCCUGAUAAUCCAAAUGAGUGGACACUUUGCCGGCAGGAGACCAGUAUUAACAUAAAGCCAUUAUCAGUACUGGCAUCAAUGGCAGAAAAGGUGGAGGAAAGAUAUGCUGAGAAGGUAUUGAAGUACGGUGCUACAGGUAGAGAUGUUAUGGAGAGGAUCUGUAAGUAUCUUGAAGCUGAAUCUAGAGGAAUUGCUUUCCAAUCCUAGCUUGCACAUGCUGAAGCUGAAAACCUGUCUUUCCUUGUUUCAGAGCAAAAUCCUUGUUAAGAAGUGCAUAGGGAUUUUAUGUAAAGUUAAGACCUUCAAAGCUGAAUAAUUUCAGGAUUUAUGUUGACUCAAAUCUCCAUAAUCUUUUAGCUAGUUCAAUCCUGGCAAGCUUCUGUACUUGAUUGCUUAACUAAUUUCAUUUUGACAAUGCCGUCACCUUUAUUUUUA